This is a messenger RNA of Prunus dulcis (almond), 805 nucleotides long. RefSeq names its product basic form of pathogenesis-related protein 1-like. Bases 80 to 565 code for a protein of 161 amino acids. NCBI's taxonomy places the organism in Eukaryota, Viridiplantae, Streptophyta, Magnoliopsida, Rosales, Rosaceae. The record is from RefSeq and is a predicted model, not a curated record. The transcript has a single exon.
UGCCCCCUUUCAAUCAACAUCUAACAACCUUCUCUACUACAAAGAAACGACCUUAAACUUCUCAUAUCAAGAAACAAAAAUGGCGUUCAACACGAAGCUUCUUUUGGCCAUUUGCUGCGUCGCAUUGGUCUUCACUCUUGUCUUUGCAAACAUUUCUGAAGAAGAGAUCGAUGGCUUCGUCGAGGAGCACAACAAGGCUCGUAAAGAGGUCGGCAACAAACCCCUCAAGUGGAACACGACCUUGGCCCAGUAUGCCCAAGAAUAUGCGGAUAAAAGAGUUGGCGACUGCGCCAUGGAGCACUCGAUGGGGCGUUGGGGUGAGAACUUGGCCUCUGGUGAUGGCAUGAGCGGCGCAGCGGCCACCAAGUAUUGGGUCACUGAGAAGGAGUUCUAUGACGAAAAGUCCAACAAAUGCGUCAAAGACGAAUGUGGUCACUACCUUGCUGUGGUGUGGGGCAAAACCACCGAGGUUGGAUGUGGCAUUUCAAAGUGCAACAAUGGACAGAACUAUGUGGUUUGCAGCUACGAUCCCAUGUACCAGCCAGAGGACGAGCGCCCCUACUAGACAAUGUAUGUAUUCUUGCGUGCGCACACGCACUCCUACAUGAGGCCUGUUGAGAAGUCUUGUGUUUUUUUGCUUUUGCGAAAUUAGAAAAAUAAAAUGUAAUGGGUGUAUACAAAUACUUUCCCACACUCACAACAUUCCUUUAUGUGACUAGCACUUGACAUGAUAUUGUGAAAGGUAACAAGAGAAUGAAUAAUUUUAAAAAAUAAUAAGAAAAAGGAAAAGAAUAAUAUAAUUUCA